GCUGCUUCGAGUGGGUCACGUGACCGCGAGCGGCGGAAUAGUACAGGUUAUCCGCGUGCGAAUUCGAUCGUGUGCUCCGAGGAUUACUCUUUUCGUACGCGUCGGCACGAACGAAUCAUCACCGGCAACAUGUCCAACAAGCCUGCUUACAAAGUCGCGGACCUGUCCUUGGCGGAAUGGGGUCGCAAAGAGAUCACCUUGGCAGAAAACGAGAUGCCAGGACUCAUGGCGAUCAGGAAAAAAUACGGGCCCUCGAAAAUACUAAAGGGUGCACGGAUCGCAGGCUGCCUUCACAUGACUGUGCAAACAGCGGUGUUGAUUGAGACCCUGGUGGAACUUGGCGCUGAGGUACAAUGGUCAUCUUGCAACAUAUUCAGCACGCAAGACCACGCAGCUGCAGCCAUAGCGAAGGCCGGAGUGCCGGUGUACGCGUGGAAAGGCGAGACCGACGAUGAAUACAUCUGGUGCAUCAAGCAAACCUUGGUGUUCCAUGACGGCAAGCCGUUCAAUUUGAUUCUCGAUGACGGCGGCGAUCUGACCAAUCUCGUUCACGUCAAGUAUCCGCAAUAUCUCACAGAAUGUCGGGGCAUAUCCGAGGAGACUACUACUGGAGUACACAAUCUUUAUCGCAUGAUGAAAGAAGGCAUACUCAAAGUGCCAGCAAUUAACGUCAACGAUUCCGUCACGAAGAGCAAGUUCGACAAUUUGUACGGCUGCAGAGAGUCACUGAUCGACGGCAUCAAGAGGGCGACCGAUAUCAUGAUCGCCGGCAAGGUAUGCGUUGUAGCCGGUUACGGAGACGUUGGCAAAGGAUGCGCGCAGAGUCUUCGAGCCCUUGGUGGUCGCGUCAUCAUCACGGAAAUCGAUCCUAUUAACGCCUUACAAGCGGCUAUGGAAGGAUACGAGGUAACGACGAUGGAAGAAGCGUGCACCAAAGGCCAAAUAUAUGUGACCACGACAGGCUGCAAAGAUAUCGUGUUAGGUCGACAUUUCGUCAACAUGCCAAACGAUGCUAUCGUUUGCAACAUUGGCCACUUUGACUGCGAGAUCGAUGUCGCUUGGUUGCAGAAGAAUGCUGUGGAGAAAGUCAACGUGAAGCCGCAGGUGGAUCGAUACAAACUGGAAAACGGCAGGCACAUUAUUCUUCUCGCGGAAGGCCGUUUAGUGAACCUGGGCUGCGCGAUGGGCCACUCAAGCUUCGUCAUGAGCAACUCGUUCACGAAUCAGGUACUGGCACAGAUCGAGCUGUGGACCAAAUCGGACCAAUACUCGGUUGGUGUGCACAUGCUGCCAAAGAAGUUAGACGAGGAGGUAGCGGCAUUGCACUUAAACCACUUGGGUGUGAAACUCACGACUUUAACGCCAGAGCAGAGCAAGUACCUGGACGUACCUGUGGAAGGACCUUACAAACCUGAUCAUUACAGAUACUAAUCGCCGAAAUUCGUGCGCGUGUACGAGGAUUCACUGUUUAUUCUAAGAGAAUAAAUUGUUUUCAUUGUA
Messenger RNA from Odontomachus brunneus, 1500 nucleotides. RefSeq names its product adenosylhomocysteinase (gene Ahcy). The transcript has 6 exons. The coding region runs from base 130 to 1431 and encodes 433 amino acids. Gene Ontology annotation, biological process: L-methionine cycle. The record is from RefSeq and is a predicted model, not a curated record. Gene Ontology annotation, molecular function: adenosylhomocysteinase activity. Lineage: Eukaryota; Metazoa; Arthropoda; Insecta; Hymenoptera; Formicidae. Gene Ontology annotation, cellular component: cytosol.